ACUUAUAAAUCAGCUGUUUAGUAUCUACAUCCUCUGCUCUUCCAGGUAACUUUAACAAAGAAACUGCUGAGUUUGACUCUCUCAGCUUCCGCACUGAUAUAAUUUAAACAGACAGUCUCCCACUCCUGUCUUCAACCCACUCACAGAGGAAGCGCCAAAACGCCGAAGUUCCAAAAAUGGAGAGGUGCUCGACAGCGGACUCAGCGUCAUCUUCAUCGCUCUGCGCCGUCCCCGAGGCGCUGCAGGGCGGGUAUAAAACACUGUCAGUCCACGGAGACCUUCUCGAAAACACCAUUCCUUCCCUUCUCUCCUCCUUGUUCCAGAACCUUCUGUGUGUCCUCAGAAAUCCUCAGCAGGUUUUUAUUUAGAUUAACUUUUAGAUUAACAGUGUUUGAUCUCGUAAAACCAGAGACAGGUUCUCGGGAUCAAAACAUCGCCCGUGAAAACAAUCAGACUGAUCCACAGAGUGCCUGUUGCACCAAUUUAAGAGCUGGCAGGGCGGCUGAAGCGCUUUCUGCGUGCACACAGAACAUGUGGAACAUCACCCACGCGGCCUUUACGGCUAUGCUGUGGAACGUGAUCUGCGUGAUUGUCGCCUCAGCCCACAAAGACCACAAAAACAUCACAACUGAAUCUGGACAGAACAUCACUCUACCAUGUCGAGCUUCAAACAUGUCCUUCAUAGCCAUAGAGUGGAGCAGAUUUGACUUAAAGCCAGAAUAUGUACUUUUAAGCCGUGACGGGCACUUUGACCCACACAACCAGCAUUUAUCUUUUGAGAAUCGAGUUGAUCUGCAGGAAAGAAAGAUGAAGGAUGGAGACGUGUCUUUGAUUCUGAAGGACGUGACGACUGAUGACACUGGAACAUACGAGUGUCGUGUCUUCAUGGAAGAAACACGCUCAUGGAAAUCCAUCACCAUCAUCUACCUGAGAGCUGUUGUUCCUCCAGGUCCGCCAGUAGAGAAUCGACCUGUGGGACUGAUCAUUGGAGUCAUCGUUGGUCUGUCAGCUGUGCUGAUUUUUGUGGCCUGUCUCAUCUAUAAAAAUCCCGAAAAAAGACAAAACAUAUUUCUUGUUCCAUCUUGUCACGAACGGAUACGACAUUGUUUCUGUAGACGAGCAGGGGCUCAUGUAACAUCGGCAGUAAUAUAAUUUCCCUUCCCCUUCCCCUUUCAUCCCCCUUCUUGAAUUGCCACCUUAUCGUGGUGGAGGGGUUUGUGAGCUCAGACGAUCCUGGGAGCUGAGUUGUCUGGAGCGUUCAGCUCCUGGUAGGGUCUCCCAUGACAAACAGGUCCCAGGUGAUGAGCCAGACUAAGAGCAAUUCAAAAAAACAUUGUCCUGUUUGUACCAAUCAUGUGGACAACAGCUAAAUCUGAUUUAGCGACUUAGUGUUACCUAAGACAUGAUUGCGGAUUAUAAAAACCUGUGAUAAUGAAAGGACAAUAUGUAACUGUUAAAUGUAAUAAAAUGAGUUAGACUUGAAACACGAGACCACAGAGUUCUGUGUGAACACACCAACAUGUUGGCUGGUGUGGACCAGGUAAAGACAACAUGUACUCAUACAAAUAUCAAAGAUGAGUAGCUCAAUUACAUUUUAUGCAAAGGACAAGUACUCCAGCUGGCUUCUGUUGUUACCUGGUGUUACUUAAAUAUAAUUGUAUUGACAGUAUUUGAAUUUACUGACACAACUUCUUUUUUUACUGUUUACACGUCAAAUCUGUAUCAGGUAUCCUGUAAAUUCAGCUGUCAUAAUAACAGCACUGAAGGUAAAACAGCUUUCUAUAGACUGGGACACUUCAGGCUAAAUUAUGUGUUCACUGCAUCUAAAAAAACAAUAAUGAUGCUAAUGAUUAUUACUGUGUUUAUUAUCAGGUGAUUUGUAUGUUUAUGCCAUUAAAAGAUGGAAUCAAAAUACUUCUAAUGGCAUUUAUUGUACAGUUUUAUUUAUGUUUUAUUGUUGCUGUGCACUGAAAGCAGCAGUUUGGGAAUCAGAUUGUUGUUUAAAAUGAACUUGAUGCAAAAGUUUUUUUCUCUUCAGUACUUUGUGUGAUCCUGAUACUGACUGUGAUCAGUGUGACUGGAGCCAUGGUUGGUUUUCUGUCCUGCAGAACUGUUAAUAAAAGCUGUUUGUUGCAUG
Molecule: messenger RNA, 2137 nt
Organism: Oreochromis aureus
Lineage: Eukaryota; Metazoa; Chordata; Actinopteri; Cichliformes; Cichlidae
Exons: 3
Coding region: 532-1152 (206 amino acids)
Biological process (GO): negative regulation of T cell proliferation; cell surface receptor signaling pathway; positive regulation of T cell proliferation
Cellular component (GO): external side of plasma membrane
Source: RefSeq, a predicted model, not a curated record